This is a messenger RNA of Prorocentrum cordatum, 1089 nucleotides long. NCBI's taxonomy places the organism in Eukaryota, Dinophyceae, Prorocentrales, Prorocentraceae. The record is from the annotation of a GenBank genome assembly.
AUGCAUUGGGCCCUCACGCAGUUCACGCCCGCGUCCAUGGAGGUCGUGCCAGUGAACGUCCACGAGCGCCUGUUCACCUGUGUCGUCAUCAUCGUCGCCAUGGUGAUCUUCUCGUCGUUCGUGUCGAGUAUCACCCAGGCGAUGGCCCUGCUCCGAUCGACUCACGCUCGGAAGGCCGAGCAGGAAAUAAUCAUGCGAAAUGUGUCGGAUUUCAGCGAGUAUUGCAUUCCAAGGGAGCUCGCUGCCCGCUGCAAGCACUUCCUGCUUCAGCACCAGCGCAUGGCGAACAAGCGCAUCAAGGACACGGAGAUGCCGUGCAUGAAACUGCUGCCAAAGGCCAUCCGCGAGGAGUUGCGUUACGAGGCGUUCACGCCUUUGCUCAAAGCCCAUCCGUUUUUCGAUUUCUAUAUGCAAGCCUGCCCCGUGGGCAUGCGGCAGAUCUGCGCCAGCGCAACGGACGAGGUGUCAAUGCUGCCGCUCGAAGAGAUGUUUUGGGACGGCCAGAGCGUGAACCGCAUGUUCUUUGUUCGUGUUGGACUGGUGUCGUACUGCCACAGGGACCACAGAACGUCCCCCCUGGAUGUCAGACAGGGACAGUGGGCCUGUGAGGAGGCGCUGUGGUCAAAGGUUGCCCUUGUGGACGGACCUUUCAGGGCUGGUUCUGCUGGGUGUGAGCUCCUCACGGUGCUACCAGCUGAGUUCCAGUCGAUCGCCAUGGCGCACCCUGGAGCGCUAAGGUUCUGCGUGGGUUAUGCGGAUGCCUUUAUCCAGAAGUUUAACAUGGCGAGCAAGCGCGCAGAGUGCGACGAUCUGCUCUUCAACCAGCACGACACUAUAAUGGAUAUGGUUGAGGACGCUUGUAUAGGCGACGACGCCUGGGGCAAGCUAAAUCGACGCUUCCAUCGCAGCAAGGUGCAAAGCGGCAAGAUAGUCACGCAUAUGCCGCCUGUUUCGAUCGGCCGUUGGUGGGCGAGCAAGAGCGACGCAAACGCCUCACAGUCGAGAGGGACGUGCGGCGACGCCACACACACAGAGGUCUCGACGCUGGACUCGGUGAGUGGCUUUCCGCUGCGUCGCGGCACAGCCUGA